GGUCUUUAGAUUGGUCAUGCAGAAAACUUCCGUCUUUCGCAAGCGAUUUCAGACAGAAAGGAAAAUAUUCAAACGAGUUAACGAGGCUGAACAGCGAUCGGAUAAACACCUUUACUAACUCCACACAGCGACCGUCUUGGCGCCCCCUCAUCGCAAGACCCCCAGGAGUGAAUGACGCUCCCCUCAUCCCUUCCGCGCCCUGCUGAGGAUGACAAUGGAAGAGAUGAAGAAUGAAGCGGACGCGACCUCCAUGGUUUCCAUGACGCUCUACGCCGUGAUGUACCCUGUCUUCAAUGAGCUGGAGAGAGUAAAUCUGUCUGCAGCACAGACGCUGAGAGCCGCCUUCAUCAAGGCAGAGAAGGAGAACCCAGGACUGACUCAGGACAUUAUCAUGAAGAUAUUGGAGAAGAAGAACGUGGAGAUUAACUUCACAGAGUCUUUAUUACGCAUGGCUGCAGAUGAUGUUGAAGAGUAUAUGAUUGACAGGGCCGAGCGGGAGUUCCAGGAGCUGAACGAAAGGGCUCGCGCGCUGAAACGGAUCCUCAGCAAAAUCCCUGAUGAAAUCAACGACCGCGUCCGCUUCCUGCAGACAAUCAAAGACAUAGCCAGUGCCAUAAAAGAACUACUGGAUACAGUCAACAACGUCUUCAAGAAAUACCAGUACCAAAACAGAAGGGCACUUGAGCAUCAGAAGAAAGAGUUUGUGAAACACUCCAAAAGCUUCAGCGAUACUCUGAAAACGUACUUCAAAGACGGAAAGGCGAUAAAUGUGUUUGCCAGUGCCAACCGCCUCAUCCACCAGACCAACUUGAUACUUCAGACCUUCAAAACUGUCGCAUAGUAGUCCCAGAAGUGUUUUUUUUUAAUAACCUUUAUAUGAACAAUGUAAAAAAAAACCUGUAAUUUAUGAGUCUUGUCUCCUGGAGCUAACACUUAAGGCAGGAUGGCUUCUAUUAUCGUUUCUAACCCCACAUCUAAUCUGCUUCAUUAGCUGGAGUGACCGGCCAGUGUUUCUCGUAUCCUGAGCUUUACACUCACGCUUUCUCCCUCUGUUUUGCUUCCGAUGUGUUUUCUUUUUUUCCGGUCAGUCCAAGAGAAAGCCAAAUGCCUGGGAGCCUUAGGGGGAGAGAGAUGCAGGCAUUCUAGACGUGCUUGUAUAUGCUGGGGUCUUUCUCUGAUGCUUUGAACUUGAAUGAGAGAUGUAUAUUUAAUAGAUAUUUGGUAACAGAAUUAUUCAAUAAACACAGCACAUGUUGGAAGAUUUAAA
Triplophysa rosa is the source of this 1267-nucleotide messenger RNA. It is a transcript of the gene pdcd10a, whose product is annotated as programmed cell death 10a. Gene Ontology annotation, molecular function: protein kinase binding. Gene Ontology annotation, cellular component: FAR/SIP/STRIPAK complex; Golgi apparatus. Gene Ontology annotation, biological process: regulation of Golgi organization; positive regulation of MAP kinase activity. Bases 209 to 841 code for a protein of 210 amino acids. The record is from RefSeq and is a predicted model, not a curated record. The transcript has 8 exons. NCBI's taxonomy places the organism in Eukaryota, Metazoa, Chordata, Actinopteri, Cypriniformes, Nemacheilidae.